Molecule: messenger RNA, 2322 nt
Organism: Magnolia sinica
Lineage: Eukaryota; Viridiplantae; Streptophyta; Magnoliopsida; Magnoliales; Magnoliaceae
Product: heat shock 70 kDa protein
Exons: 1
Coding region: 144-2111 (655 amino acids)
Biological process (GO): protein refolding; cellular response to unfolded protein
Cellular component (GO): cytoplasm
Molecular function (GO): ATP hydrolysis activity; ATP binding; misfolded protein binding
Source: RefSeq, a predicted model, not a curated record
CCCCGAUCCUCUUCAAUACAGAAUAGAAACGAAACAGAACCAAACGCAAUCCAAACAAAUCCUAUUCUCUCAAAUCCAAUUUCUUUCCUUCUCAAAACAGAACACCCAAACAGAGCUCAAACCUCGUCUUUCAACCUCCAUCAAUGGCGAAAACAGAGGGCAAGGCCAUCGGCAUCGACCUCGGCACGACCUACAGCUGCGUCGGCGUCUGGCAGAACGAUCGCGUCGAGAUCAUCCCCAACGACCAAGGCAAUCGUACAACGCCGUCCUACGUGGCGUUCACUGACACAGAGCGGCUGAUCGGCGAUGCCGCCAAGAACCAGGUCGCGUUGAAUCCGGAGAACACCGUAUUCGACGCCAAGCGCCUCAUCGGCCGCCGAUUCUCCGACCCGUCGGUUCAGAACGACACGAAACUCUGGCCGUUUAAGGUGAUUCCGGGGCCUGGCGACAAGCCGAUGAUCGUCGUACGGUAUAAGGGCGAGGAGAAGCAGUUCUCGCCGGAGGAGAUAUCGUCGAUGGUGCUGACUAAGAUGAAAGAGAUCGCUGAGGCUUAUUUGGGAAUGACGAUUAAAAACGCGGUGAUCACCGUCCCCGCAUACUUCAACGAUUCGCAGCGGCAGGCGACGAAAGACGCCGGCGUGAUUGCGGGUCUGAACGUGAUGCGGAUGAUCAACGAGCCGACAGCGGCUGCGAUCGCCUACGGCCUGGAUAAGAAAGCGGCGAGAACAGGGGAGAAGAACGUCUUGAUCUUCGAUCUCGGCGGAGGGACGUUUGAUGUGUCGCUGCUGACGAUCGAAGAGGGGAUCUUUGAAGUGAAGGCGACGGCAGGAGAUACUCACCUCGGCGGCGAGGAUUUCGACAAUCGGCUGGUGAAUCAUUUCGUCGCCGAGUUCAAGCGCAAGUACAAGAAGGACAUCAGCGGCAGUGCUCGGGCGCUGCGGAGGCUGCGGACAGCUUGCGAACGGGCGAAGCGAGCGCUGUCAUCGACAACGCAGACGACGAUCGAGAUCGAUUCCCUCUACGAGGGGAUUGAUUUCUACGCCACCAUUACGCGGGCCCGAUUCGAGGAGCUGUGCAUGGAUUUGUUCCGCAAGUGCAUGGAUCCCGUAGAGAAAUGCCUGCGCGAUUCGAAGAUCGACAAGAGGCGGGUCGAUGAGGUCGUCCUUGUCGGCGGAUCGACUCGCAUACCGAAAGUGCAGCAGAUGCUGCAGGAUUUCUUCAAUGGGAAAGAGCUCUGCAAGAGCAUCAACCCCGACGAGGCCGUCGCCUACGGUGCUGCUGUCCAGGCGGCGAUUCUCACCGGCGAGGGCGACCAGAAAGUUCAAGAUCUCCUCCUCCUUGACGUCACGCCGCUGAGCUUAGGCCUCGAGACGGCCGGUGGCGUGAUGACGACUUUGAUUCCUCGAAACACGACGAUCCCCACCAAGAAAGAACAGAUCUUUUCGACGUAUUCCGACAACCAGCCCGGCGUCUUGAUCCAGGUUUAUGAAGGUGAGCGGGCUCGUACCAAGGACAACAAUCUGCUCGGGAAAUUCGAGCUUUCCGGCAUCCCGCCGGCCCCGCGUGGAGUCCCGCAGAUCAAUGUCUGCUUCGACAUUGAUGCGAAUGGGAUUUUGAAUGUGUCGGCGGAGGAUAAAACGGCCGGCGUGAAGAACAAGAUCACGAUCACGAACGACAAGGGACGGCUGACCAAGGAGGAGAUAGAGAAGAUGGUGAAGGACGCGGAGCAGUACAAGGCCGAGGAUGAAGAGGUGAAGAAGAAGGUGGAGGCGAAGAACGCGCUCGAGAACUACGCCUACAACAUGCGGAAUACUGUCCGGGAUGAGAAGUUUGCUGGGAAGCUGCCGCCUGGAGAUAAGGAGAGGAUCGAGAAGGCUGUGGAAGGGGCGAUCGAGUGGUUGGAUCGGAAUCAGCUGGCGGAGGUGGAGGAGCUGGAGGAUAAGCUGAAGGAGCUUGAGGAAGUGUGUAAUCCGAUCAUUGCGAAGAUGUAUCAGGGCGGUGCUGAUGCUGGUGGACCAGGGAUGGGUGGAAUGGGCGGUGGUGAUAUGCCGAGUGGAGGGUACGGUGGGUCUGGUGGGUCUGGUGGGCCUAAGAUCGAGGAAGUCGAUUGAAAAGGGAUUUGCUGUUUAUUGUUGUGGUUUCGGAAGUUGGGCGUGUUUGGCUGACCCUUAUAUCGAGUUUUUCUCUUUUUUGGUUUUCGUUUUUUUUUUUUUUUUUAAAAAAAGCUGGCUGUUGUUAGUCGUUUGAAGGCUGGUUGUAUAGUAGAGUUCAUGUUUCUUCCUUUACUUCCAAUAAGAAUAGAAAAGAUGUAGUUUUCCAAGA